This is a messenger RNA of Drosophila rhopaloa, 3241 nucleotides long. RefSeq names its product E3 ubiquitin-protein ligase sina (gene sina). The transcript has 2 exons. Gene Ontology annotation, cellular component: cytoplasm. Gene Ontology annotation, biological process: proteasome-mediated ubiquitin-dependent protein catabolic process; multicellular organism development. The record is from RefSeq and is a predicted model, not a curated record. Lineage: Eukaryota; Metazoa; Arthropoda; Insecta; Diptera; Drosophilidae. Bases 826 to 1767 code for a protein of 313 amino acids. Gene Ontology annotation, molecular function: ubiquitin conjugating enzyme binding; ubiquitin protein ligase activity; zinc ion binding.
CACAUAUGUUAGCAUCGAUGUUUCUCCACCUCUAGCCUGCAACCGACGCGGACAUUAGAAGAAACUUAGUAAAUUAAUUAAUUAACCAUCUAGUGCAGAAAUCACACCCAACGUACAUGGAUAAUGCCGAAAAAGACUGAAUUCCACACCGCGCAAGUGCAAGUGCAAUAAACGCCGAGCUCGGCGACUAAAGAACGCAAUAUAGAAAAAGUGAGACCCACACAAAAAACUGAAUUCACUGUUGUGUGUAAAUGCAAAUGAUAUAUUUUCGUGCAACAACAACACAGGAGCAGCAGCAGAAAAGGCAAAAAUAACAAAAGCUGAACAUGAAUGUGUGUGCGGGUCGCGUUAAAGAAAAUUAGAUAAAAAGCCAAAUGAAAUUAGCUCACGCCUGAAUUUCGAGUUUCGGCGCAAGGUGAACGUAAAGGCGAAAAGCAAUCAAAACAGUUUUUCCGUUUUCCCAGUGUGCGUGUGCAGUAGACAAACCACCUGCAUUGAUUUAUAGUUAAAAACAGCAACAAAAAAAAACGGAACUUGCACCGAGGAUAUAUACACACAUGCUGACUAUAUGUGUCUGUGUUUGUGCAUGGCCGUAAAGGCUGACUGAUAAAAAAAAAAAACAAGUAAAAUAAAACCCAACAUACACACACACCAACGCAGCGGGGCACCCAUACCAGCACGAUUUCUUGGAGGCAGCCUGCCAUCCAAUCGCACAAGAAAGCCAUUGCCGGAGCCACCGGAAGGGUGCCGAACCUGAACCUGGCGAGGAUUGCAGGGACCCAGAAGAAUUGUAGACACAUUCGUGCCGCCGCGAGAACCCUUCCAAUGUCCAAUAAAAUAAACCCGAAGCGCCGCGAACCGACAGCAGCAGCAGGAGCCGGGGCCACGGGAGUGGCCACCAACACGAGCAGCUCGACUGGGUCCUCCAGUGCCGGGAAUACGUCCUCGGCCAACACAUCCUCGUCGUCCAGCUCGUCACUGUCGUCCGCCGGCGGCGGUGAUGCGGGCAUGUCCGCCGAUCUGACCUCGCUGUUCGAAUGCCCCGUGUGCUUUGACUAUGUUCUGCCGCCGAUCCUGCAGUGCUCCAGCGGGCACCUGGUGUGCGUGUCCUGUCGCUCCAAGCUCACCUGCUGCCCAACCUGCCGCGGCCCGCUGGCGAAUAUCCGCAACCUGGCGAUGGAGAAGGUUGCCUCGAACGUUAAGUUCCCGUGCAAGCACUCCGGCUACGGAUGUACGGCCUCGCUGGUCUACACAGAGAAGACGGAGCACGAGGAGACGUGCGAGUGCCGGCCCUACCUGUGUCCGUGCCCGGGCGCCAGCUGCAAGUGGCAGGGCCCGCUGGACCUAGUCAUGCAGCAUCUAAUGAUGUCGCACAAGAGCAUCACGACGCUGCAGGGCGAGGACAUCGUGUUCCUGGCCACCGACAUCAACCUGCCCGGCGCCGUCGACUGGGUGAUGAUGCAGUCCUGCUUCGGCCACCACUUUAUGCUCGUGUUGGAGAAGCAGGAGAAGUACGACGGCCACCAGCAGUUUUUUGCCAUCGUUCAGCUGAUUGGGUCGCGCAAGGAGGCGGAGAACUUUGUGUAUCGCCUGGAGCUCAACGGAAAUCGACGGCGGCUCACCUGGGAGGCCAUGCCGCGUUCGAUCCACGAGGGCGUGGCCUCGGCGAUUCACAACUCGGAUUGCCUGGUGUUCGACACGUCGAUUGCGCAACUGUUCGCCGACAAUGGCAACCUGGGCAUCAACGUGACCAUAUCCCUGGUCUAAACGCACUGUCAAUUCGCCGAGUUCUUUAUUUUUUUGUGUUUACUUUCCAAUACAUAUAUAUACAUAUAGUUUAUAGCCCUCUGUUCGCAUCAGGCGUUUAACUCUUGGACAGAUCGUGAGAAGGAAGAUUGAGAAGUGAGAGUUUUGCAGAGUUGUUUUAUAAAAAUGAUUCUCUAUUCUAAGAGCCACCUACAUGAAUAUGUAUAUAUAUCUAUGGAAAUAUCGGGGCUGUUUCGAUCUUCACAUUUGGCCAGAUAUCGCAACUUUUUUUCAUCAUUUAUAAUUGGAUAAAACGCUAAAAUAUUUUAACAAGUAAAUGUAAACAUAUUAAAGUUAAUGCCACAGAAGAGAUAUUUAAACCUGUAAAGUCGUGGUAAAAAAAAAAGUAAUUUCCAUCGUUUUUAAAGCUUUCUUAUUAGUUUGAAGAGCCUUGGAUAGGUUAAUUAAAUGUGGCUGUAAGUGAAAAUGCUAAUUUGCCAAAAAAUGUCUAAUACUUCUAUAGAGAUUUCGCGGAUUGAUUUAACAUAGCAACUAUUGUCGAAUGUAAAAAUCGGAGCAGUCCUGUAUGUUUGUAUGUCUAGACGGUUCGAUUGGUACUCUAGUUCUAGGACUUGAUUUUUCAGUUACCGCACACACUAUAUUUCAACAUUUUCGUGUUACCCGUUUUGUAAGCUCGUGGGGUUCUGCUUUAGUUUAAUUUAGUUCGUAAGGGCCACACACCUGGAGCAGAGCUGCCUGCGCGUGCCCACGUGCCCACCACCCACUACCUACUACCCGCUACAGUGAACACUGAGUACACAGACCCACUCACCACAACAGCAGCGGCAAGAACAUGAAAAAAAGCGAAGAAGAGAAGGUCACUCAUCACACUCGAUCAUGUACUGCAAAGUCUAGUUUAGUUAAUGUAAAUUAUUUUAUACAAUACUUGUAAAUGGUAAUAAGUAAACGAACAGUAUAACGAAAUUAACAAACCUAAUAACAAUAACAAUAGCAGCAAGAGCGAAACAACAAAGAAAAGUAAUAUCUGAUAGCGAUAAUCUGUAAUAACUCGAGAGUUGUUUGAGAGUUGCAGCCUAAACGAAACUGCGACCCGCAAUUUUGUUCAUGCCAAACCAUCACAAAAUAACGAAUAACUAAACAAAAAAAAAAAACGAAAUAUUUUUUUCGCAAUGCUAAAAAGACAGAGUUGCCCCUCCCCACUUUCCCCUCCCAUCUCGAAACGUAAAAAAAGCAAUGUUAAUGUUUAAAUUUCCAACUAGUUUAGACGAUCUCCCCGGUCCGGCUCAUGUUUUGGUUUUGAUUUCUUACCGCCAGCGUUUCCCAAUUGAAAACGGAAGAAAAAUAAAUGAUUUUAAGCAUCUGCACCGUAAUUAGCUUUUAAUGCGCCGAUUUACCGCGCCACUACCAUACGAGAUCACUCACACAGACACAAAACUACAGAAGUGAAAUAAACGUGAUUAGUAAAAGUAAAAAA